Messenger RNA from Triticum aestivum (bread wheat), 1336 nucleotides. RefSeq names its product U-box domain-containing protein 33. The transcript is spliced from 7 exons. Lineage: Eukaryota; Viridiplantae; Streptophyta; Magnoliopsida; Poales; Poaceae. Bases 49 to 945 code for a protein of 298 amino acids. The record is from RefSeq and is a predicted model, not a curated record.
GCGAUCGAGGAGGAUCGGCUGGCUAGCUCGGGCGGAGACGAUAGGCAGAUGGAGGCGGCGGAGGAGGAGAAGGUGUUCGUCGCGGUGCCGGCGGAGCCCAGGGCGGGGCAGUCGACGCUGGCGUGGGCUCUCCGCCAUCUCUACGGCGGCGCCGCCACCACCACCAUCAUCGUCACGCACGUGCACGUCCCGUCGCAGAUGAUACCCAUCAUGGGGGUCAAGUUCCACGCCGAUAAGCUGAGCCCCGAGCCGGUGCGCGCGUUCAGAAGGGCGGAGCGUGAGAGGGCCGACGAGAUGCUGGACGACUACAUCCACCAGUGCUCACAAAUCAAGGUGAAAUGCGAGAGGUUGGUGAUCGAGAAGGAAGACGCCGCGUCCGGUCUCGUCGAGCUCAUCCGGCUCCAUCGGAUCACCAAGCUGGUGAUUGCAGCCGCCGCGGACAGGCACUACUCGAGAAAGCUCGACAAGCCUGUGUCCAAGACAGCGACAGAAAUAAUGCAGAGAGCUGAUCCAUCAUGCAAGAUUUGGUUCGUCUGCAAGGAACAGUUAGUCUGUACCAGGGACAAGGAGGUACAAAUUGCACCGUUAGCUGUUGCUGCACCUUUGCUCCCCAUUCUUGGCCAUGAAGUUCAGCAUUUGCAAUCUCCCCAGGGAGAGGGUGACACUGAGAUGGAACCGAGUUUCGACGAUGAGCUCGAAGAGGCACGCAAAGCGGUCGAGGAGCUGAUGAGAAGGGCUCUGAAAGAAUCCCGCAGGCGCCAACAGGCAGAAGAAGAAAUGGCCGCAUCUCUCCAAAAAGCGCAAGAACACGAGGAGCUGUACCUUGAGGAGGUGAAGAAGAGGGAAGAGCUGGAAGCAGCCCUAGCGAGAGCAGAUAGGGAAAUAGCGCAGCUAAGGCAAGCAAUCCAGAGAAACGCACCCGGAGAGGCAUCCCGCGGCGACUGAGAUCGGUGCUUGAACAGCAUAUCGUCGUUAGAGGCGACGACGCGACGAAAUCCAAUUUCAGCGCGGUGGCCAGGCAAUUUCAGAGCAGCGACCAGGCAACCGUGCUGAGCCUUUUCCAUGGUGAACGGUGAUUGCAAUGCCAUAAUGGUGGACAAGGGCCGGAGGCACUGCUCAACCAGAGGAUUAGGAAGGUGCCUGGUGAAGACGGGUUCACCUAGGUUUAGGAUGCCGAUGCGGUCAGGCGUUCGCUCGCGCACGGCGAGCGAGCUCUGAAUUUUGUAUCCAGAGUUACCCCACUAGGAGGCGGCGGAUGUGCCUCUUUCCUUGUGUUUCAGAAGGCAUUGAUCAUGGCCUCCGCCUCCACCCCAGAAAAAUCUCGAGCCUUAGCAGU